AUGACAAAAAUUAAAUCUAAAGGUAAAUCAGGAGCAGCUAAAAAUUUUAUUACUCGCAAUCAAGCUCUUAAAAAAUUACAAGUAACUCUUGCAGAUUUUAGAAGAUUAUGUAUUUUUAAGGGAAUAUAUCCUAGAGAGCCAAGAAACAAAAAAAAGGCAAACAAAGGAUCUACAGCACCAGUAACAUUUUAUUACUCUAAAGAUAUUCAAUAUCUUCUUCAUGAACCUAUUAUUGAUAAAAUACGUCAAUAUAAAAUUUAUAUAAAAAAAUUCAAUCGUGCAUUAACUCAUAAGGAAUACGAGAUUGUAAGAUCAUUAGAAGAAAAUAAACCUUUUUAUACAUUAGAUCAUAUUAUUAAAGAGAGAUAUCCUACAUUUCUUGAUGCUAUUCGAGACCUUGAUGACGCUCUUUCUAUGCUUUCAUUAUUUUCAUCUGUACAAGUUACUGAAAAAAUUGAUUCCACCAUUAUUUCGAAUUGUGAACGAUUAUGUUUAGAAUUUCAAAAUUAUGUUAUAGUAUCUAAGGCUUUAAGAAAAACCUUUCUUUCUAUUAAGGGUAUUUAUUAUCAAGUUGAGAUCAAAGGUCAAGAGGUUACAUGGUUGGUUCCAUAUAAAUUUUCUCAGAGAAUACCUGUUGACAUAGAUCUUCGAAUUAUGCUCACUUUUUUGGAAUUUUAUCAGACUUUUGUUGGUUUUAUUAACUAUAAAUUAUAUACCGAUUCUGGUUUAACUUAUCCACCUCCUGUUAAUGUUUCUCUUUUUGAAGAAGCAGGAGAUAUUUCGGCUUAUAAUUUAGAAAAAUUAACAACAAUUCAAACAGAAAAUCAAUUAGAGGGAAAUAAAAGACCUAAAGAUAUAAAGAAACAAAUUAGUACAUUAGAUAAAAAAUUAGAUAAGAUAUCAGAAGAAACAAAUUUUUUAAUAAACGAUGACUUAAAGAUUUCUGAAAAUAUAGCUGAUGAAGCUGUUCUCGACAACUUUUCUUUGCAUAAUAAUUCUGAUGAUUCUAAUAAAUUAAUUCAACCUGUUACUGCUAGUUCUACAGAAGUCAAUAUAUUUGAAAAAUUUAUUUUCUAUUUAUCUCGAGAAGUUCCUCGUUAUUCGUUAGAAUUUGUUAUAAAGUCAUUUGGAGGAAAGGUUGGAUGGGAUCCUGUCCUUGGAAGCGGCUCUCUUUUUAAAGAAGAUGACAUGACAAUUACACAUCAAGUUUAUGAUAGACCAACUUUACAUAAAAAAAUUUUGAACAGAAUUUAUAUUCAGCCCCAAUGGGUUUAUGAUUGUAUCAAUAAAAAAAAAAUAUUGAGUACAAAUGAAUAUGCACCAGGUUCUUUAUUACCUCCUCAUUUAAGUCCAUUUGUAAAAAUAGAGGAUGAAGGGUAUAAUCCAGAAGCGGAAGAGGAUUAUGAUGUGAAGGAGCAGGAUGAAUCAAAUAAUAUUGACAUGAAUGAUUAUGAAAAAAAAGAUAUACAGGACAGUUCUUUACCAUUUUCAUAUUAUAUAAAAAAAACCAAAAAAUCAAAUGAAACCAAGGAAACUGAAUCAGAAGAGAUAAAGGAUCUUUCAAAGGUCAUGUUAACCAAUAAACAAAGAAAACUUUACAAAAAAAUGAUUCAUAGCAAUUUAAAGAAAAAAGAAGAAAUAGACAGACUAAAAAAAAGACGUAAAGAAUUAAUACAAAAAAAUAAAAAAAACAUGUUAAAAUCAUAA
Messenger RNA from Pneumocystis murina B123, 1707 nucleotides. RefSeq lists its product as hypothetical. Gene Ontology annotation, biological process: maturation of LSU-rRNA from tricistronic rRNA transcript (SSU-rRNA, 5.8S rRNA, LSU-rRNA); ribosome biogenesis. NCBI's taxonomy places the organism in Eukaryota, Fungi, Ascomycota, Pneumocystomycetes, Pneumocystales, Pneumocystaceae. The transcript is spliced from 6 exons. The record is from RefSeq and is a predicted model, not a curated record. Gene Ontology annotation, molecular function: RNA binding. Bases 1 to 1707 code for a protein of 568 amino acids. Gene Ontology annotation, cellular component: PeBoW complex; nucleolus.